CUCCUCCGCGAUGGAGCCUUUGGCUGGAAGUCGAUCGGGGAUCCUCAACUCAGGCGACGCCGCUGCCGUCCGCUGCCUUGCCGUCGGGGAGGCCGGGCGCGGCCCCGCCUAAAGCAGCCAUGGGCGACUCGGCGAAGGAAGAGGAGGAGAACCUUCUCUUGGCAGCAGCAUAUGUCUACGAUGCCCAAUAUAAUAGAAACAUCCCAUUUGAGACUUCACCAAAGGCAAUCAGGCUUUAUUAUCUCUAUAACCAUUGGGCCAUGCAAGCAGGUACUUAUUUCUUCAUUUUUGUAGUCCUCACACUUGCACUAUUCGAAGAGCCAGCUGUAUACCUACUUCCUUUCUUGAUUACAUCAGUGAUUGAAGUCUUAUGCCUUUUUCUUCUUUGGAGACUCAUCCAUUUUGCACAUGUUACACCUCGUAAUACAUUCUGGAAAGAUACAAAGAACAUCUGCAUCAUGAUAACAGUCUUGAUGACAUUGAUUGACCUAAUUAUCUACGGCAUUCUUAGAACCUUGAACAUUCAUGGUGUUCGGUGGUCCAGGCCAUUGAGACCCAUCUUCUUAAUAAACUUUGCAGAGAGUCGUCAGAUCCGGCGAGCCUUUCGAAGCAUCCGGAACACUCUGCCUGAGAUCACAUAUGUCUUUCUACUGUUCAUGUUCAGUGUCCUGAUGUUUUCUCUCAUGGCUCUGAAGCUGUUUGGAGACAGGAAUUUGAAGACCUUGGAAGGCUUGCCCUAUUUUACAAAUUAUCUUGAAGUUGUAUUUGAUAUGUACGUGCUGGUGACCACCGCCAAUAGCCCAGACAUCAUGAUGCCGGCUUAUGACUUCAGCUGGUGGUACAGUUUAUUUUUCAUCAUAUAUGUAAUAAUCAACACCUACAUUUUCAUGUCAGUCUUUUUAGCAGUUGUGUACAACAACUACAGGAAACACUUAAAGAAUGAGAUCCGCAAGCUUGCUUACAUGAAACGUCACAAAAUGAUAGACGCCUUCAACCUCCUAAAAGUCAAAGAAAGAGAUGAAUUUGUUAUCCAACAAGAUCAGUGGAAAAAUCUGGUAAAAAUGGUGGCACCUCACAUCAGCGCAUCCCAUCGUGAACUCCUUUUAAGAAUAUCUGAUGAAGAACAGAAAGGCUAUGUGGACAAAAAAUCCUUUGUACGUCUGGCUGAUCUUUUGAAUAUAGAGGUGAUCACACUGAAGGCCCGCAUCCACCCCUUAGACAGCUGGUUUCCACAGGUGUAUAACUCCACUCCCAGCCUGGUUUUACGCAAUAUGGUCCAGCACAGAGCAUUCAUUUGGAUAUAUGAUAUUAUCAUACUAAUUAAUGCAGUCUUCAUUGCACUGGAUGAGAAGAAUCCUUAUUCCUAUGCAGAGUGGGUGUUUUUAUGCUUGUAUAUAAUUGAAAUACUCCUGAAAUUAUAUGUUUUUGAACCCAGGACUUUUUUUGCAAGAAACCAAUUCUGGAACUGGUUUGAUACUUCUAUCAUUAUUGCUGCUUUGAUUGCAACAGUACUGAACACUGCACUUAAAUCAGUGACUGCAUACAGUAGCCAGCAAAUUCUGGACAUUGUGUUUGUCUUACGAGUUCUUAGGCUUAUAAGAAUUAUCGACAGUGUCCAAAGGUUCCGUGUUAUUAUGAAUACACUAAUAAACAUUGUGCCUACGAUGCUAACCUUUGGAGCAUUAAUUCUGGUGGUAUAUUAUGUAUUUUCCAUUAUUGGGAUGGAAAUCUUCCAUGGGAAAAUCCAAUUCUUUGCCGGAAACACCACCUCACCGCAAGCCAUGUACUGUGGAAAUCCUGUUUUGAGUGGAACUACAUUUGCACGAGCCAAAUAUUGCAGGAAUAACUUCAACGACAUUGUGUCUUCUUUUGUUGUCCUUAUGGAAUUAACCAUUGUCAACCAGUGGCAUGUUCUUGCCAAUGGAUUUGCCCUUGUGACUCAUGAGAGUGCAAAGCUGUUUUUCAUCAUCUUUCACAUUGUUGUGGUGAUUAUGAUUAUAAGUAGUCUACCUCUUUAUAGUCAUAAUAUUGGAAACAUCUUUGUAGCAUUCAUUUUGGAAGCAUUCUUUGUGGAGUAUUCUAUUGAGAAGAGUGAAAUUGAAACUGCCAUUGAGAAGAAGAUUCAAGAACUUGGUAUAGGGGUACAAGAGGAUGACCUUUUUGAUGGUAGGUUGAUAGACAACCUUGAAACCAGGGAAAAUGAUCUUGGAAGUGAAGAAGGAAUAGCAGUGAAGAAGAAAUCUAAGGGGUUGAUGUUUAAAAUUGCCUCCAGAAGAUACAGGACUGUGGAUGCCUUACUCCAACGCAUGUUUGAAGCAGAGAUAGCCCCAGAAGAAGAAGGUCCUUCCCUUGAUGAGAUCUUAAAUCUGUCUCCAGAUGAGGCCUACCCAGGGAACCCAGCUUUUGACCGGGCUGUCUAACAUGGAGAAUGAGUGGAAAUAACUGGAAUCUUUUUGAAGCAAGUUCCCUAUUUUAAUCGUUCUCUAGCUCACUAGGUACUAGAUUUAAGCUAUUACUAGUCCCUUCUGAUAUGCGCAACUGAAAGAUUAUUGGUGCUGUAUUCAAGUUCUUCCCUCCAAUGAAUCAAGCACUCAAAAGCUUUAAUAUGUAAUGUAUAUAAUAGAUGAAAUGCAGUAUUUUUUAAAGUGGAAAGCAUAUUGGAUAAGUUUGAAAUACUUUGAAUUCUCUUACAUGCUUAACACAUUACUUGGAUACCUAAUAUUGAAAGUUAUAUUACUGAAUGCAGCUCUGUCCACUACAAUCCAGGGGGUUUUUUUGGUCAACUUAUCAAUAAAUAUCAGGGAGAUAUCAAAUAAUAAAGUCAGGGAAUCCAAUGCUACGUACUAUGUUCCUCAUUCAUCCACCCACUUCCUAUCAAAGUUGUAGUGGGCUAACCCUUUGUCUUAUAGAUCCAAACCUUCUCUGAAAGCAGAGUGAAUGGAUGCACUUGACUGAUGAAAGUAGAUCCAUGCCUGAAUUACUUUAUCAUUGUCAGUUUAAAUAAAGAUAGUAGUAUCUGAGUCCUAAAUAUCAAGCACUCAUUCGCAUAGUCAAGGGGCUGAUACUUCCUCACUGGUCCUGCUUCUCCCAUUGUCUGGUGUAAAGUGCUGUUUCCUACAUUCCAUUCAUCCAGAGAUGGAAAUCAAAAAAAGGGAAGACACUUGACCUGAUUUUUUCCCCAAACAGAUCAGCCUUGAACUUUCCAGUUACAGGUAAUUCCUGAUUCAAAUUGUAUACAGUAUCAAAAUUCAAAUGUCUGAAAACAUUGAAAACAAUAUUUAAAUGUUAGGUUGAAAAAUAAGUAUUUCUAUGUUUGACUUUAAAAGAAUCAGAUUG
This is a messenger RNA of Thamnophis elegans (Western terrestrial garter snake), 3336 nucleotides long. Its product is annotated as two pore calcium channel protein 1-like. Gene Ontology annotation, biological process: monoatomic ion transport; transmembrane transport. The record is from RefSeq and is a predicted model, not a curated record. Gene Ontology annotation, molecular function: monoatomic ion channel activity. Gene Ontology annotation, cellular component: membrane. Lineage: Eukaryota; Metazoa; Chordata; Lepidosauria; Squamata; Natricidae.